This is a messenger RNA of Klebsormidium nitens, 2256 nucleotides long. The record is from the annotation of a GenBank genome assembly. NCBI's taxonomy places the organism in Eukaryota, Viridiplantae, Streptophyta, Klebsormidiophyceae, Klebsormidiales, Klebsormidiaceae.
CAAUCUCUGCAAGCAAGUGUCAAUCGAAACCCUGUUUGACCAACCCCUGGCCUGCCAGAUCUGCAUGACACUCCGGAUCCGGCAGCUGCACGAGUCGCUACUAAGGAAGGUUGCGAAGAGUUGGAGCGAAAGAGAAGUCCUCAGGUUCUGCUCUGUUCAGCGUUCUGCUCAACUUCCAUCUUGCCUACUUACCUUCCCUGCGGCAGCACGUUUUCCUUCAUCUCAACAAGACGAUUGCUUAGCUUGCAUUUUCCUACUACCUAGUCUACUAAACUUACCACCACCAUCUUCAAAGAAGUUCGAUUGCAAUUAUUCACACAAUGGCUUCCUCCACCCUUCUCAGGAGCACCGUCUCCCCGGCCGCUCUGGUCGGGGCUUCGUCUGUUGCUUCCAGCCACAACAGCAUUGUUAGGACGCCAAUCAGAUUGACGACUGUGCAGAAGCCGGCUAUUCAGAGGACCUUCGUGGUUAGGGCUGACAAGAACCCCCUCAAGCAGGUUGCCAACGCCGUGGCAGAUGCUGCUGACGCACUCAAGGACAAGGUUGAUGAUGCGCGCGACGACCUUGGCGGAGCUGCUCACGAUGCCAAGCAUGAGGCCAAGAAGGCUGGCCGCAAUGUUGAGGGGGCCGCCAAGGACCUGUCCCGCGACGCCAAGGGUGCCACCAGGGACGCCGAGAGGAAUGUGAAGUCAGCUGCUGACGACAUUGAGGGCAGUGCCAAGAGCGCAUCUCGCGACGCCAGGCACGACUCUGGGAGACUGGGUGACAAGGCAGAGGACGCAGCAGGAAGCCUGAAGAGCGAUGCGAAGGGUGCUGCCAGGGACACUCAGAACUGGGCUGAAGACAAGGCUGACGAAGCUUCGGGCCACAGCGACAACCUCAUUUCGAAGGCCAAGCGCGCUGCUGGCGAUGCGGGAGAGUGGAUCGAAGACAAGGCCGACGAUGCCAAGCACGCACUCGGUUCCGCCGCCGACGAUGCUGAGGGGAGCGCCAAGAGCGCAUCUCGCGAUGCCAGGCACGAGUCUGGAAGGUUGGGUGACAAGGCAGAGGACGCAGCGGGGGAUGCCAAGGGCGCGGCCAGGGACACACAGAACUGGGCCGAGGACAAGGCUGACGAAGCUUCAGGCCACGGCGACAACCUCGUCUCCAAGGCCAAGCGCGCUGCUGGUGACGCGGGCGAGUGGAUUGAGGACAAGGCAGACGAUGCUAAGGAUGCCCUGGGCUCUGCUGCUGACGAUGCUGAGGGGAGUGCCAAGAGCGCGUCCCGCGAUGCAAGGCACGAGUCUGGGAGGUGGGGUGACAAGGCUGAGGACGCUGCGGGGGACCUGAAGAGGGAUGCCAAGGGCGCAGCCAGAGACACUCAGAACUGGGCCGAGGACAAAGCUGAUGAGGCCCAGGACCGCGGCGACAGCCUCGCUUCCAAGGCCAAGCGCGCUGCCGGUGAUGCGGGUGAAUGGGUUGAAGAUAAGGCGCAUGAUGCCAAGCGCGCGGUGGGCUCCGCUGCUGACGACGUUGAGGGGAGCGCCAAGAGUGCGUCACGUGACGCCAGGCACGAGUCCGGCAGGCUGGGGGAUAAGGCAGAAGAUGCGGCGGACGACUUGAAGGGGUCUGCGCGCGGUGCGCAGAAGGACGCCAAGGGUGCGGCCAGAGACACUCAGAACUGGGCUGAGGACAAGGCCGACGAAGCGAAGGACCGUGGCGACGGCCUGGCCUCCAAGGCGAAGCGCGCCGCUGGAGACGCCGAAGACUGGGCCGAGGACAGAGCGCACGACGCCAAGCAUUUGGGAAAGGACGCUGCCAGGUCCGUUGAGGGAACUGCCAAGGAUGCGAAGAGAGCCGUCGGCCAUGCGGCUGACGACGCUGCUGACGCACUGCGGUAGAUAAUGUCACAGACAUAUUUGGGCGUUUUUUGCAAGUUGGUAGUGCUGAGCUGUACAUGUGCGAGGAGAUAGACUUUUGAGCUGGCGAUGCAUAUCUAGGCCGUCUAGUGUGACACUGCUUGGCACAAAUCUCAGUGCCGAUUUGCGAAUUCAGUGCAGACUUUGCGAGUGCGAGUUUUGUUGUGGCUGCACACGAAGAAGGGGUGACAUUGAAUAGACACUGUCAAGAUUUAUCUCCUCGUUGAGGAGUUGUGGUGAACAUUGAUUACUGAAUCAAUCUCAGCAGUUUUUCCGAAAGCGCGUUAAGUCUCCCAAACGUUUACUAAAACCAUCGAUGUGAUUGUAAUACUUAAAAUUACCAUGUUCUCAUUCCUCC